AAAUUAUAUAGAACUAGUCUUCACAGAAAGUUAGCUUUGUAUUCUCUGGUAAGGUUUUCGCAGGGAUUAGUUUAGCCUACACAUCGCUUGAGAAGAAAGUCUUCGAUAUCAAUGGUCUUUGGCUACUCGUUCCGAUAAACAACACUAACGCAUUAUACGAGAUGAACAGUAGCUAAGCGAGGUUAACUGCCGAAAGCUAUAGGCGAAAGACUCGCAGGGCACAAAGUAAACAUGUUCGAAGCGUUUUGGAGGCUUCCGUUGAUAAUACGUUAUUAUCACGUACUCGAUAAUUUCUCAUAGACAACAAAUGGCCACUUACGCGCUGUGGCUCUGGUUACUUGUUAAUUUGCAAAACGACGAUCGGAUUACACGACGUUUGACGAAACGAGACUUCGAUAGCACAGGGGAAUGUCCAUCUGACGGGCCACGACAGUUCAACUCGUUUCUUUGGGCAUUGGAGAGGAAUCCUCCCGUGUACUUUUUUGGUACUAUACAUGUACCGUAUACGAAAGUGUGGGAUCACAUUCCGGCGAAUAGCGAGCAGGCGUUUUACGAAUCCCAUAAUAUCUUCUUUGAGCUUGACCUAACGGAUUCGGUAACUCAGCACACGCUUGCCAAGUGUCAAAUCCUCCCGGGAGGAACGCAGCUCCGCGAAGUGAUCCCAAGGACACUGUUCAGACGGAUUCGACGGCACUUGUCGUACAUUAAGAGAACUUUUCCUCGGUGGAUGACGACGGAACAGCGAAGCAUGGGCUUGAAUCCAGUAGAUUUGUUCACGUCCAUGACGAAGGACUGGCGGAGAAAGAGGCCCAUCUGGAUCAUGUUGCUGCUCAAUGCCUUAAACGAGUACGACACGAAAAAUCGUGGCACCUCCGUCCUUGACACGUUUCUGAUCCGCGAGGCUUCCUUGUUAAACAAGAGGAAGGGAUCAAUUGAGAGUGUCGAAGAACAAUGUGGACCUUUAAAUGCUCUUAAUAACAGUCAGGUGAUCAUCGCCCUUAAUCAGACUUUAGUUCUACAUGAGAAAAUAAGACGUGGCCUGGCUGAGUUGACCAUCUCUACGAAAGAACUGAUCUAUCAUUACAAUUGUGGCGAUCUCAACGACGUGCUCCUCGCCCAGACGAGUUCCCUCAGUCCACAGAAUACAUCAAUUCCAAGCAACAAGUAUGAAAUUGAACAGACGAGAAAACUGGAUGAAUAUUUGAAAGAAGAACUGAUAUUCAAACGUAAUCGAAGGAUGGCAAAACGCGUUCUGAAACUCAUCGCGGAAGAGCCAAAGAAAAAGUUUUUCUUUGCUUUUGGCGCAGGUCAUUUUCUGGGAAAUGGUAGCGUUAUUGAUAUCCUGAAGAGAAAAGGACACAACGUUACGCAUAUCAAGCCAGGUGAUGCAUUGCCAAGGUAUGGAAAUAUGCGUACCGCCAAGAGACCGGCGAAGAAAGUUCGAUGGACACGGAAGCGAGUGAAAAAGAGAGGGCGACGCAGAAGGAGAAGAAAACAGAAAAUAAGAAUCUCAAAUGUUGAUAACCUCUGGGAGAGAAUCCACACUUGGACAAAUCGUCCAGACAUCUUAGAUGCAACGUCGGUUCCUCGACAAUACGUUGAACGAAAAACAAAGAGACCGUCGAGUACUAUUAACCGGAAUACUGGAAUUAACCCGGUCCGUUCUUCCUCGUUUUCUAGCAGUGCAACUGCGUGGGUGGUUUGGAUUUGUUUCGUUCCUAUUUUCUAUGAAAUAUUUCCCUUGUAAAUGUGAAAAUAUCUACAAUGAGUUGUUGCGCACUUGGUCCCCCCCCCCCGCCGAAAAUAUUGGAAUAACUGAGUGACCUUUCCGAGUUGGACGUAUUUCCAGAUUAAUUAUAGAGAAGAAUAAAACAAAGUUUUUAUAUUAAGCAUCUUCCAUAGUCCGGUUUUGGAAAAAUGCAUAGUUGCAUUGAUCAUGUCAGAAAUUUUUUCCCUUUCAUUUUUUCGGAAAGUUAGUUAUCCGCCGAUUGGAACAAAAAUGAUCCGGAUACUGCGUUUUUUAUAAGUCAUUCUUUAAAGAACGAUUUUAGGUUUACAUAUAGAAUUUAUAACAACCUGCUUUUGAAUAGUUUAUUUUUAAAUAGAGAAAAAAUUGUUUUCGGGGCAUUCAAAACGCUUAUCGGCAUACAAAGUUAUUUCUACGUAUUUUAUUUCCACUUUUCCAUAUAGUUAAGACAACAAUGAUCGUCAUGUGACGAUGGUACAUGGGACGUCUGUGAGGGAUGCUUUGAACAUAAGUGCGUUCCCUGAAGUAUAUAUCCUAAGUUUUUUUCGCUUCAAUUAAAAAAGUACAGUAUUUGUGACUCCCUAUCAACAUCCAGCCACUUCAUAUUAUCUAUAUCAAUGUGAUGGGGUAACUCCGACAUUUUCUACCUAAAUUCUCAUCAACUGUACAGAUUGCUAUCGAAUACGAUAAUUCUUUUCUCGGACUAACACAUUCUAGCUUAGAAGUUUGUAAAAAUGUAAUAUCAAUUUUAGCUUCAUAAUUAUGUUUAUUAUAAGAAUAUUGGCGGAAUAUUAACCAAGGACUGGUUUACUAACGUAUACGCUUGUGUAAACAGGUUUACUAUCGUAUACGCUGAAAUAUUAAAGGAUAUAUUAUUAAUAUAUAUAUUA
Messenger RNA from Dendronephthya gigantea, 2637 nucleotides. Its product is annotated as metalloprotease TIKI homolog. Gene Ontology annotation, molecular function: metalloendopeptidase activity. Lineage: Eukaryota; Metazoa; Cnidaria; Anthozoa; Malacalcyonacea; Nephtheidae. The transcript is spliced from 8 exons. Bases 308 to 1747 code for a protein of 479 amino acids. The record is from RefSeq and is a predicted model, not a curated record. Gene Ontology annotation, cellular component: membrane. Gene Ontology annotation, biological process: negative regulation of Wnt signaling pathway.